ACACUCUAAACGUGGGUUUUUAGUGGCGGUGACCACCCAAAACAGAGCCAUUUUUAGACAUUUACUGCUGACGUUUACAGAGGCUUCAAAUAGCUUCCGUUUUACUCUGGUAGUGAUUGGGCUGUCCCGUGCUAGAGGGAGCUAACGCAUUGGCUCACCAAGUCAGACAUUCUUCAUUUCAAUGGAGGAACAGCCCAAAGAUCGGGCACAAGACAGGCAAUAUCACCACCACGGGGAGGACAGGAACACCGCUCAACACGCAACUUAUCUGAAACAUGAUCAGAGCCACUUCCAGUGCCAGCAUAAGGAAACGCAGACGAAGAAAACAGGCAAUAAAAAAGUAAUCAGUAACGAGGAGGGAGACAAGAAUCCACACCUGUCUGAGGCCGCGGGCGUGUUGCUUCCCUCCAGCAGCAAUGGUAACAGACACCUGAGUAACGCACAUGUGAAGCCGCGGGGGGCGCAGAAGCUCUACACGCCUGUUCCCAAAGCGAGCAGCAAAGGACCGGACAACAAGAAGAACAUGGACCUUAAAAAUGACAAGGAAAAGGCCCUGGAUUCGAGUCAUCACGAGCUCCCGCCAUCGGAUAAGAAGGACUGCGCGCCGCUUCAGAAUGGCGUUGUAAACUGUGGCCUGAUUACAAACGGUUAUUCUAGCAAAGACAAUGACGGCAGCGGCUCUGAAGGCGGAUAUACUACCCCGAAGAAACGGAAGACCCGAUGUAAUAACGCCAAGAACACGGAUAUUGUGACUAAGGAAAAGGAGAAAGACUUGACGCCGGGCAACACUACGCAAGAACUGGGGGGGUCGAGUCUUGAAACGGCCGAGAAAGGAAUGACCUCCAGAGCCGAGGGCCACAGAUCCUCCCAUAAGCCAGAAGCUCAACCGGCUGAAUCCCAGAGGAAAAACUCUGACGGCAAAACGGCCGGCACCUUCGGUAAAAAAUCCGAGGAGAGGCACAAAGGCAAGCUUUCCUCGCCGUCGAAAGAGGACUCGUGGACUUUGUUCAAGCCCCCUCCAGUAUUUCCCGUGGACAAUAGCAGUGCUAAAAUCGUUCCCAAGAUCAGUUAUGCAAGUAAAGUUAAAGAGAACCUCAAUAAAGUAGCUCAAGGCGGAGCGGAGGCCGCACCCCCCCCGGUGAGACUGUCCCAGGUUCCCAUGUCUGCUAUGAAAACUAUCACCUCAGCUAGCUUUACUAACGGUCCUGUUUCUGGAAAUGGAAACGGCUGCCCAUCCGUGGGCACCUUCUUCGCUCCUGCUGCUAGUAGUAUUCAAUCAGCCCCGUCUGGCCCAAGUGGCGAGAAUGUAGCAUCUUCUUUGGAAAGUAACUGUAGCUCCACGACGAGUCCCGUAGACGGAGAGGCCUACGAGCUUAGGAAUGGGGGCUCUCCUUCAUCAACGAGCCCAACCUGGGCGUGGAGGGGGGGGGCCGGACAGGCGGAGGACCGGGCCCCCCCGCCCGCCCAGCCCUGCUCUGACGUGAGCCCCACAUUCUUAGAACCCGGCACUUUGUCUCAAGACCCAGAAAAAAGGACUUGUGCCCCUUGCCAAGUGUCCAAUGCGUGUUCUCCUGCUUGUGUGACCAGUGAGGAGGGGUCCAAGUCGCACCCGUGCGGCCAGGAAAAGACUAAAGUUGAACCCAAGGCCGGAGGCUCCUCCCUGGUGGCCCCCGGUAGGGACGGCGGUGCUAAGCCUGCACAGGCCCAGCUCACCACGCUGUUUUUUGGCGCCUCUAAAGAACCGGCCCUCUCUAAAGACAUUGGCAGGAGGUGUAGCUGGGGCCCCUCGGACAUUAAAGCUGCUGUCACCUAUCACACUAAAGAUCCCAAAAGAGUAGUGAUUUAUGACGAGACCAAGGACGGACCUGAUCAGUGA
Molecule: messenger RNA, 1876 nt
Organism: Menidia menidia (Atlantic silverside)
Lineage: Eukaryota; Metazoa; Chordata; Actinopteri; Atheriniformes; Atherinopsidae
Source: the annotation of a GenBank genome assembly